AAAUUUAAGCUGGCCACACUAAUCUCCGUCUUUAUUUUCUGCAACUUUUCGAUCACGUGUUUGCAACUCCGCAAUUUUUUCGAAUUAAAUCAGACUAUUUCAAGAUGUUCAUUCCAAAAGCCAAUCGUAUCGCCAUCUACGAGUACCUCUUCAAGGAGGGCGUGCUCGUGGCCAAGAAGGACUCGCCCAUCCAGAAGCACCCCGAACUGGACAAGAUUCCCAAUCUGCAAGUAAUCAAGGUGAUGCAGUCGCUGCACUCACGUGGCUGGGUCAAGGAGCAGUUCGCCUGGCGCCACUUCUACUGGUUGCUGACCAACGAGGGCAUCGAGGCACUGCGCUGCUAUCUGCACUUGCCCCCGGAGAUCGUACCCUCCACUUUGACGCGAACUAAUCGGUCGGACGCAGUGCGCCCGCGCGGAGGACUCGGAGGACCGGGACCUCGUGGAUUCGGAGGCGCCUCCAAAACCGAUGAGGACAGAUCGAACUACAGACGCGGUCCCGGCGCUUAUGGAGUGGACAAGAAAGGCGAUGUGGGUGCCGGAACCGGACAGGUCGAAUAUCGUGGCGGUUUCGGUCGCGCCUCUCGCUACAACAAUUAAAAUAAUGGAUAAAUAAAGUUGUUGCCCAAAAACGAUAC
This is a messenger RNA of Drosophila mauritiana, 637 nucleotides long. It is a transcript of the gene RpS10a, whose product is annotated as 40S ribosomal protein S10a. The transcript has a single exon. NCBI's taxonomy places the organism in Eukaryota, Metazoa, Arthropoda, Insecta, Diptera, Drosophilidae. Gene Ontology annotation, molecular function: RNA binding; structural constituent of ribosome. Gene Ontology annotation, cellular component: cytosolic small ribosomal subunit. The record is from RefSeq and is a predicted model, not a curated record. The coding region runs from base 105 to 599 and encodes 164 amino acids.